ACAUCAAUAUAUAAACGUAUCGAGGGUGUAUGGAGGGUUUAUAUUUUUAAGUAUAUACGUGGGAACCUUAAAGAUGGCCGCAAAAGCUUUAACUCUUCUUUUAUUAUGUCUAGUUACUGUGUGCAAUUGCAUGGAGGUCACCUAUGACUCUCGCUCCUUUAUGAUUGAUGGUGAAAGAAAAUUACUUAUCUCUGGCUCAAUACACUACCCUAGAAGCACACCCGAGAUGUGGCCGGAUUUGAUCAAAAAAGCUAAGGCGGGAGGUCUGAAUAUGAUAGAAACGUACGUUUUUUGGAAUGCUCAUGAACCUGAACAACGGAAAUAUGAUUUUACCGGAAAUUUGGAUCUCAUGAGGUUUCUCAAAACCGUACGUGACGAAGGAAUGUACAUUAUGCUUAGAAUCGGACCAUAUGUCUGCGCAGAAUGGACUUUCGGAGGAUUUCCUGUUUGGUUGCAUAAUUUGGAUGGAGUGAAGUUCAGGACAGCCAAUGAUGUGUUCAUGAAUGAGAUGCAAAAUUUCACGACUUUGAUUGUCGAUAUGGCUAAAAAGGAAAAACUUUUUGCUCGACAAGGUGGCCCCAUUCUUAUCACACAGAUAGAGAAUGAAUUUGGUAAUGUUGAACAUCCCUACGGAGAAGCUGGAAAAGUUUACAUGAAUUGGGCUGCCAAUAUGGCCGUGUCUUUGGAUACCGGAAGCCCAUGGAUUAUGUGUCAACAAAAAGACGCCCCACCCAUAGUUAUAAACACAUGCAAUGGAUGGUAUUGUGAUGAUUUCACCCCAAACAAUGCUAGCAGUCCAAAGAUAUGGACCGAAAAUUGGGCUGGAUGGUUUAUGAGUUGGGGAAGUGUACGUCCCAAACGAGCUGCCGAGGAUGUUGCAUUUGCAGUUGCGCGAUUUUAUCAAACGGGUGGAUCGUUACAGAACUAUUAUAUGUAUCAUGGGGGAACUAACUUCGGAAGAACUGCUGGGGGACCUUAUAUCACCACAUCCUAUGACUAUGAUGCUCCUCUUGAUGAAUAUGGCAAUUUGAAUGAACCCAAAUAUAGUCAUACAAAACAACUGCACAACUUAUUGAUGUCAAUGGAGAAGCCACUCACAGAGGGCAAAGUUACCCACAUUGAUUUUGGUAACGGUGCUGAGGGGACAGUUUUUGUUGAUGGUCAGACCACAAGUUGCUUCUUUAGCAACAAGAAUACUUCAUCUGAUGCCUUGAUUAAGUACCAGGAUAUGAAUAUCACUGUCCCAGCUUGGUCUGUCAGUAUUUUACCAGAUUGUCAGACAGAAGCUUAUAACACUGCCAAGGUGAAUACUCAAACAUCUGUAAUGGUUAAGAGAGAAAAUGGAGCUGAGAAUCAGCCAAGUGCUCUAAAAUGGUCUUGGAGACCCGAAAAUCUUGAUGUUGCCGUUAUUCAAGGAAAGGGGUCGAUCCAUGCUAGUGAAAUCCUUGACCAGAAGGUUCUUAAUGACAUGAGUGACUAUCUGUGGUAUAUGACAAGUGUGGACAUUGAUGAGAAAGAUCCCGUCUGGGGCACCAAUAUGAGCAUUAGAAUCAACGGUACUGGACACGUACUCCACGCAUAUGUCAACGGAGAAUAUGUUGGUUCAAAAUGGGCUAAAUAUGAUGUUCAUAACUACGAUUUUGAGACCCCAGUGAAGUUUAAGCCAGGAAGGAAUCAGAUUAGUUUGCUUAGCGCUCUCGUGGGGUUGAAGAAUUAUGGGGCAUUUUUCGAUGACUACAGAGCUGGAGUAUGUGGUUUUGUUGAUAUCGUUGGAAGGAAUGGUGAUGAAAUAGUCACCAAGGAUUUGGCAGGCCAUCAGUGGGUUUACAAAAACAGUCUGCAUGGUCUGGAUAACCAACUCUACAGCCAGACGUCUAAGUUUUCUGCUAAAUGGCAACUGGGAUAUCUCCCUGUAAACAGAUCAAUGACUUGGUAUAAGACUACUUUCAAAGCUCCACUGGGAAAGGAUCCCGUUGUUUUGGAUCUGUUGGGUCUGGGUAAAGGUUAUGCGUGGGUGAAUGGCAAUAAUUUAGGGAGGUAUUGGCCAAGUUAUUUAGCACCAGAAGAUGGCUGUGAUGAUGAGUGUGAUUAUCGUGCUAAAUAUGACGCUAGCCAAUGUAACUACGGUUGUGGAGAGCCUACACAGAGAUGGUAUCAUGUGCCUCGUGAUUUCUUGUCGGCUACAGGCGUCAAUGAGUUGGUCCUUUUUGAAGAAUUUGGAGGGAAUCCAUCGCAAGUGAACUUCAAAACAGUUGUAGUGGGAUCUGCUUGUGGUAGUGCUUAUGAGCAUAAAACUAUGGAAUUAUCAUGCCAAGGUCGUUCCAUCACUCAAAUCAAGUUUGCUAGCUUCGGUAAUCCUAUGGGAACUUGUGGUUCGUUUAAGAAGGGCACUUGUGAAGGAAGUAAAGAUGCACUAUCAAUCCUCCAAAAGGCAUGUAUUGGAAAAGAAACAUGUUCCCUCGUGGCCAAUGAGAAUAUAUUCGGACCAACUUCUUGUGCUGAUUCUCCGAAGAAGCUUCUGGUGGAAGCUGUUUGUGCAAUUUAGUUUCUUUGCAGUGUUUGAUUAUGAAGUAUAUCGUAGAUAUGGUUCAGCGUAGGUUCACUAGUUAGCUGUUUAGCUCUUUAGGGGAAGUUUGGAUUUUUUGUAAUCUGCUCUGGAUUUUAUAGGACCUUAAUAUAUUAAUGUUAAUAAUAUUCUGUUGCGAGUAA
Molecule: messenger RNA, 2709 nt
Organism: Daucus carota subsp. sativus
Lineage: Eukaryota; Viridiplantae; Streptophyta; Magnoliopsida; Apiales; Apiaceae
Product: beta-galactosidase 15
Exons: 17
Coding region: 74-2545 (823 amino acids)
Biological process (GO): carbohydrate metabolic process
Cellular component (GO): vacuole; cell wall
Molecular function (GO): carbohydrate binding; beta-galactosidase activity
Source: RefSeq, a predicted model, not a curated record